Melitaea cinxia (Glanville fritillary) is the source of this 2026-nucleotide messenger RNA. RefSeq names its product myotubularin-related protein 2 (gene mtm). Lineage: Eukaryota; Metazoa; Arthropoda; Insecta; Lepidoptera; Nymphalidae. The record is from RefSeq and is a predicted model, not a curated record. The transcript has 13 exons. Gene Ontology annotation, molecular function: phosphatidylinositol-3,5-bisphosphate 3-phosphatase activity. Gene Ontology annotation, biological process: dephosphorylation. Bases 1 to 1881 code for a protein of 626 amino acids.
AUGGAUAAACACAACAGUUCUGAACUGUUGAACUCAGAUUUUUCUCUUUCUAAAAAUGCUAGUUCCGAUUCAUUGGAUUCGGACUCCAAAUCGAGUUCAUUGAAUUCCAAACACGGACAAGAUUCCAAUCAUGUAUUGGGGGAUAUUCAGUUGUUAGAUGGGGAAAAAGUGAUGGGUGUGGCAAGAGAUGUGACAUACCUGUGUCCAUACAGUGGUCCAUCCCGUGGAGUUCUGAAAGUUACAAACUAUCAGCUGCAUUUCAGACCAACAGAACCAACAUCGCUGCAGACUACGCUCAGUGUACCUUUGGGGGUUGUUUCUCGGAUAGAAAAAGUUGGUGGAGCAUCAUCUAAGGGAGAAAACUCGUAUGGCAUUGAAGUAUUUUGCAAGGAUAUGCGUAAUUUACGUUUUGCUCAUAAACAAGAGAAUCACUCUCGACGUGGAAUAUUUGAAAAAUUGCAACAACUUGCAUUCCCGUUGUCCCACAGACAGCCGUUAUUUGCAUUCAGUUACUCUGGAACUUUUCCAGACGAUGGUUGGAAUGUAUAUGAACCUAUUGCUGAAUUGAGAAGAAUGGGUGUUAACAAUGAUAUGUGGCGUAUAACGCGUAUAAAUGACAAAUAUGAAAUAUGUGAUAGCUAUCCAGCUGUGUGGGCAGUACCCACCGCCGCAAAUGACGACUUACUUCGAUCAGUAGCUGCAUUCCGUUCAAGAGGACGUAUACCAGUGUUAGCAUGGAUACAUCCCAGUUCACAAGCUACUAUUACUAGAUGCAGUCAGCCUUUAGUUGGAGUAAGUGGUAAGCGUAGUAGAGAGGAUGAAAGGUAUAUUCAAUUGAUUAUGGACGCCAAUGCGCAAGCACAUAAAUUAUUUAUCAUGGAUGCUAGGCCAAGUGCUAAUGCCAUUGCUAAUAAGGCUAAAGGCGGAGGCUAUGAAUCAGAAGAUGCUUAUCAAAAUGCUGAACUCGUAUUCCUUGAUAUACACAAUAUUCAUGUGAUGAGAGAAAGUCUUAGAAAGUUAAAAGAGCUCUGCUUUCCACAAAUUGAUCAAACCAGAUGGUUCAGUGGCAUUGAAGCGAGUUGUUGGUUGAAACACAUAAAAUGUAUAUUAGCAGGAGCCGUACGCAUUGUUGAUAAGGUAGAGAACCAUAAAACUUCAGUGCUAGUUCACUGCUCUGAUGGCUGGGAUAGGACCGCUCAACUGACAGCGUUAGCGAUGCUAAUGUUAGACCCUUACUAUCGAACAUUGAGAGGCUUCCAAGUUUUAAUUGAGAAGGAAUGGCUCUCUUUUGGACAUAAAUUCCAACUUCGUAUUGGACAUGGUGAUGAACGUCACUCAGACGCUGAUCGUUCUCCAGUAUUCGUUCAGUGGGUCGACUGUGUGUGGCAGUUGCAACAGCAGUUCCCGACUGCUUUUGAAUUUACUGAACGACUGUUAAUUACAAUAGUCGAUCAUUUGUACUCGUGUCGCUUUGGUACAUUCCUGUUUAAUACGGAGCGAGAGAGGGUUAAAGAAGAAGUUAAAACAAAAACAGUAUCCUUAUGGUCUUACAUCAACAGUCGACAGAAUCUAUAUCUCAAUCCCUUAUACUGGGGACCCUCAUCAUUUAGCCCCAACUCACCUCCUUCACAGUAUUCCAGACCACAAAUGGUGUUGGUACCGAUCGCAUCACUGAGGAUCAUUAAACUUUGGAAAGCGUUGUACUGUAGAUGGAAUCCCACAAUGCGACAACAGGACCCGAUCUACCAGCGCACGCGCGAGCUGGUGGCGCUGCGCGCGCAGCUGGAGGCGGCGGCGGCGGCGGCGGCCGGCGACCACGCCGCGCGCCAGCACCGCCUCGGCCUCACGCCGCCGCGCGUCGCCAGCCCGCACCACGUCUAAGCGCUGGGGCGCGCCGCCGUACCUUGGCCUUUAUUACCAAUGAACAUCGUUUUUGGUGUUAAAAACAGAAGUACUGCCUUUAUUUGAAUUAUAUUCGUUCUAUUUUCUAAUAUAUUAUUAUAUUCUAAUUUUAAGACUGUGCAAA